Messenger RNA from Lachancea thermotolerans CBS 6340, 1746 nucleotides. RefSeq names its product protein kinase IKS1 (gene IKS1). NCBI's taxonomy places the organism in Eukaryota, Fungi, Ascomycota, Saccharomycetes, Saccharomycetales, Saccharomycetaceae. The record is from RefSeq and is a predicted model, not a curated record. Gene Ontology annotation, molecular function: ATP binding; protein kinase activity. Bases 1 to 1746 code for a protein of 581 amino acids. The transcript has a single exon. Gene Ontology annotation, biological process: protein phosphorylation.
AUGAGCUUAAUUGUCUAUGGAGAUAAAAUUGACGAUGAAAACAACGAGAGUGUGGUUCUACAGGAUCCUAGCUCUCGAUCACUUGUAGUCAUGAACCAAGAGUCUGGAGAGAUAUCUUUGUUGCGGCAAAUAAGGGGUCCUCAAAAUGGCUCACGACGCAAGGGCGGCACCGGGUUGAUAUCGUCGUACUUCUGCCCUCAAUGCGGCAGCGAAAUAGGUUGCGGUUAUAACUUCGCAUCAUCCCCCCCAAGCACAAAGAAACCAUCGGGCUCAUUUGUUCACAAGAACUACUUCAAUCUUUUAGAGCACAGAAGCUCUCAAACGCAGCUCCCCAGUAUCGAAUCGCCUUCGGCAAUCCCUGCCUCACUUUUUACCCCUGGCUACUAUCAGCGGUUUUUCAAAGAACUUUCAUUACUAGGGAGUGGUGCUCGCGGAUCAGUCUUCAAGGUCGAGCAUGUAUUGAUGGACAACCAUUUGGGGGUUUACGCCCUGAAAAAGAUCCACAUUGGAAACAACCUCUCCUGGCUGGAGAGAGGCAUGAAGGAAGUCAAGUUUUUGAGUGCUUUGACCCACAGCAGCGUCAAUCUCAUUACAUACAAUCACGUCUGGCUUGAAAUGGACAACGCGAGCGGCAUAGUCAAAGCACGCAAUGGUGAGGAAGUUGGACCACCAGAAAGCGUACCAUGUGUUUUUAUACUACAACAGUUUUGUUGCGGUGGAAACCUUGAAGAAGUUGUACUGAAUAAAGUGUUCGAAAAGUUUACUGAUCAUGAGUCCCCCGAAGCCCGUAAGAGGAGGUUCAGGUUGAGAAGAAGCGCAAAUGCCCACGGUUCAAGACAACUCGGACUUGGCACAAACCAAAUACUCUCUAUUAUUCAUGAUGUUGCGUCGGGGCUCAAAGAACUCCACGACCUGAACAUUAUCCAUCGUGACCUAAAACCUUCAAAUUGUCUACUGCUUGAAAGUUACGAGGCUGGAAAGGAAGGCUACGGUGACAAAAGCUUUCCCACAGUAGUAAUUAGCGAUUUUGGUGAAAGCCAGCUCGGGGGGCAGCCGCGAUCAGCCACUGGAGCGACCGGAACCUUAGAAUUUACUGCUCCCGAAGUUGUCAUAACAAACUCUGAAAACUUGAGUGCUAAUUUGCCUCAAUUCAGCUUUCAAUCGGAUAUGUACUCACUGGGGAUGGUGUGCUAUUUCCUGGUUUUUGGGGAACUUCCUUUUGGAUGUCAACAAAGUCUUCCAGAGCUUAAAAAGAACAUCAAGCUGCUAUCAAUAACCAAAGAGGGACUCUCACAGAAACAUGAUGACAUGAAACUUCAUCCUAUCGACUCUGCUAUAUUCGUCCUCAUUGAAAAGCUCUUGAGUCGUGAUGCUCUUUCACGCCCCACUGCAGGCGAAGUUAAAGCAGAAAUCGCUGAAAUCAUGGAUCGCCUGGAUGACUGCGUAUCUGCGACAUUUGACGAAAAGCAAGAGCUUUUAUCAGACGAUGAAAGCGAGCUUCAGUCAAUUUUCGGCCGACAACCGGAGGAGAUUUCCGCAAAAAGUGGACCGUCCUGCAGUGCAAUCAUUGAUUUGGCCAACGUUGCAACUGUCUUGAUCGCAAUUUGCUUCUUUAAUGAGAAGUCGCUCAUUCCAUGCGUAUGCGUCGCACUUCUAGCUCUGUCCUUGAAAGUCCCGCCACCAGCCCGUAAACUUUUCCUCAUUACUGAGCUGACACUUCUCAUUGUUGCGCAUUUAGCAAUAUAG